AGACAAUCCACUCUUUGAACGCUUGUCUCGUUUGAUUGGUUCCGUGGAUUCCGUCGAUAAUAUCAGUGGCCGUUGUCUGUGAGACAAACCCAUGAAGUGAUCCCAAGUGGUGACCGGAGAUGUCUGUGGACUCGUCUCUGUUUGUGUUCGCCCUCUUCGACACCUCCGCUCUUCUCUUUCUAACCGUUUAUAUCGUGAUAACAUUAAGUGACUUGGAGUGCGAUUAUCUGAACGCUCAGCAGUGCUGUAAUAAACUAAAUAAGUGGGUGAUACCGGAACUCAUAUCGUAUGCAAUUCUGGUGAUAUUGCUCUUAUUUACGAACCAUUGGUUCAUAUUCCUACUGAACGGACCAAUGCUGGCAUGGAUUGGCCACAAGUACUACUCCAUCCCGAAGGGAAACAUUGGUUUCUAUGACGCGACUGAAGUCCACAACAGAGGAAAUCUCAAACAUCUCAUGAAGUUCUCAAUGAUUCGUCUGGCCUUUCAUUUGAUCCAUUUCUUCAUAUACUUGUAUUGUAUGAUAAUUGCAUUGUUGACCAAUCAAUAGAUGAUCACUUCAUCCAAAAUCAUUAACUCAUUAAUUCUCGGAUCAAGUUCUCGGAACA
Molecule: messenger RNA, 606 nt
Organism: Oppiella nova
Lineage: Eukaryota; Metazoa; Arthropoda; Arachnida; Sarcoptiformes; Oppiidae
Source: the annotation of a GenBank genome assembly